AUGCAAAUCGAGCUAGUAGGGGCAGUGGACGCACCUCCCCAGGUUCAAGCUCGCAGCGGCAGGGCCGCUCAGAGGGUGCGGGCCGCCACAGCUCGGAACCUGUUUGAGGCCGGCUACGGCCGCAAGUGCGCCAGCCCCGCCCUCCGCGGCGCCGGGGGCGCGCCGCCCCCGCAGCAAGCCGCCACCGCGGAGGCCGUGGGUGCCGCCGCCGCCGCCGCUGCCGAGGGCGAGUGCUGCUACGUCGACCUGCUGCUGCGGCCGCCUGGCGACGACCGCCUGGCGUCUGUCUACAAGCCUUGGGCGCGGCACCAGCUGGAGCUGCAGGGCUACACGAUAUUCGGGUCCAUUGGCGACCAAUUCAGCGACCUCAGCGGCACAGUGUCGGCCCCAUACUCAAUCAAGCUGCCAAACAUUUUUUACUACAUCCUGUGA
Molecule: messenger RNA, 432 nt
Organism: Monoraphidium neglectum
Lineage: Eukaryota; Viridiplantae; Chlorophyta; Chlorophyceae; Sphaeropleales; Selenastraceae
Exons: 2
Coding region: 1-432 (143 amino acids)
Source: RefSeq, a predicted model, not a curated record